Molecule: messenger RNA, 1819 nt
Organism: Triticum aestivum (bread wheat)
Lineage: Eukaryota; Viridiplantae; Streptophyta; Magnoliopsida; Poales; Poaceae
Product: NAC domain-containing protein 90
Exons: 4
Coding region: 671-1642 (323 amino acids)
Biological process (GO): regulation of DNA-templated transcription
Molecular function (GO): DNA binding
Source: RefSeq, a predicted model, not a curated record
UAAAGUGAGGGUAAUUAUUGUCAGUGCUUUGAGGAACAACACGACUUCUCGAGUGUGGCUCCUCACGUGCAGACGCCGCCGCCCACGUGCAAUACGCGGCCCUGGAUGUGGAAAAACUGCCGAUUCAGGGGUUCCUUAGAGGGCCUGGCUGAGAGGUGCUUUAAACAUUGUGCAAUGCAGGCCAAACAGUGAACACAAAUAACCAAACAUGCCAUUUUCUUCCCGCGCGGGCCUGUUUGGGCCUAAUGCAGGCAACCAAACACGCCCUUAGAGGAUGGUGCGACGAUAUGCAAGACAUUCAGCAUUUACCCCCCCACUCCUGCGACGCGCCCCGCGCGCGUCACUGGAGCCCUAGGUUGGCCGCCGGUGCUCCUCUCCUCCCCCUAGCCGCCGCCGGAGGGCGUCCGCCGUGCGAAGCCCGUGCGACGCGGCACCGACGGGGCCUCUUCUUCCCUUCCCCGUUCGUGGUGGUGGCAGCACAGUUCAGUAGCUUGGCGGCGCGGGGUGCGGUGUCCAGCGGGGCUCCUGGCAGCGGGGACGUCUGGAUCCGGUGGCUGCUGGGCUGGGAGGCGGUGGUGGCGGCGGUUCGGUCGGGGUCAGCCAAAUCUGGAUCUCGAUUGGUGGCAGGCGGCGUGGCUGGUGGUUCUGGUGGGGGUCCUGCUCGGUGGGGAUGGCCUGGUGGGAGCAGCCGCGGCUAGGAGGGCUGGUGCUCUGCCCCUCCUCAACCGUGGGACUCGCUGUGCUGGUCCGCGUCAACCCGGCCGUGGAUUUCCCGCACCGUUUACAGAUGCACGACCAGUACGGCUGCACGCAAACUUCUCGACCGGCCUCUGCUGUAUAUAUUUACGUCGCUACGUUGCAGCUGAUCAAACUCGCGAUGAUGACGACGACUAGCAGCGGUGGCGCCGGUGGCGAUCUGUUAGGCUCCACGCCGGGGUUUCGGUUCUACCCGACGGAGGAUGAGCUGCUGGGCUUCUACCUCCGCCAUCGCCUCGCCGGCACCACCAGGCCGCACGUCGACCGCGUCAUCCCCGUCGUCGACGUCUACAGCCACCACCCUUCCCACCUUCGCUCGAUGGCGGGGGAGGCGAGCGUGCAAGACGCUGAGCAGUGGUUCUUCUUCUGCCCCCGGGCUGAGAGGGAGCUGCGCGGCGGCCGGCCAGCGCGCACCACUCCGUCCGGGUACUGGAAGGCCACGGGCUCGCCGUCCUGCGUCUUCUCCUCUUCCUCCUCAGCCGCCGCCGGUAACAGCAAGGUCAUCGGGGUGAAAAGGACCAUGGUCUUCUACCAGGGCCGUGCGCCCACGGGGGCCAAGACCACGUGGAAGAUGAACGAAUAUAAGGCUGUCGCCGCCGACGACGACACGACGACCGGACACCAGACGACGGCACCUCUCAGGCUGAGGAACGAAUUCAGCGUGUGCCGGCUCUACAUCAGCACGGGGACGCUAAGGUCCUUCGAUCGCCGGCCCCUCAAUACUUCCGGCAAUGGUCAAGCGGCGGCCCGCCGGCAUGCACCGUCGGCAGCCAACACCGCGAGUAUCGGACAAGCCGACAACUAUCAAGGCUGGAGCACGCUGGUGACCACCAGUACCACUGAUGUUGACAAUUUCUGCUUCGACAUGGAUUUCAAUCAACUGUAGUAUUCUUGGAGCACAACCUACCUUCUGGUGCAGUAGCUUAGAUUAGCAGUUCUACUUAACAAUGUAGACACUGUUUCUUGCCGUAAUCUAGAACAGUUUUGCUACCCUAAAAAAACAGUUUUGCUAUAUGUAAGUCGCCUAAAAUUUACUUUUACGUCGUACUUAAUUUCUUUUUCU